Thrips palmi is the source of this 3491-nucleotide messenger RNA. RefSeq names its product nuclear protein localization protein 4 homolog (gene Npl4). Gene Ontology annotation, molecular function: ubiquitin binding; ubiquitin protein ligase binding. Gene Ontology annotation, biological process: ubiquitin-dependent protein catabolic process. Lineage: Eukaryota; Metazoa; Arthropoda; Insecta; Thysanoptera; Thripidae. The transcript is spliced from 13 exons. The record is from RefSeq and is a predicted model, not a curated record. Bases 145 to 2061 code for a protein of 638 amino acids. Gene Ontology annotation, cellular component: nucleus.
CAUUACUCAAAGACUUGUCUGAUUGUAGGCCUAUUUCAGCCUCUGCAACUCUUAUUGCAAGGUCCAGUUAUAGAGAAACCGUUCAUUCUCUCAUGUCAGACAAAUUGAACCCCUGUACAUGAGUGGUACCUGAAAACCAGAGCGAUGCUGUUGCUACGAGUCCAGUCAUCUGAAGGCACACGAAGAGUGGAAUGUGAUCCCCUUGAUACAACCAUGGAUUUAUUCCAAAAGGUUCACGAUGCCUUUGGAUUAAGUGGAUUUUGCUUUGCCCUUUUUCGUGAACGAGGAAACAAGGAUGAAAUCAAUUCCUCCAGGAGCAAAACCUUGAAAAGCAUUGGUCUUAACCAUGGAGAUCUCAUUUACUUAGCACCUAUUAAUGGAGCUCUGUUAUGGCCCAUUGAUUCCCCCAUGAACUCUCAUACAAGCAUCACUCCAUCAGCGUCUGGGGAGCAUGAUAGAUCAGAGCCGUCAACUAGCAGCAGCCAGACAUCGCAAUGGAAAGCGUCUGCAAGUUUUUCUUCAAGUAGUUCAUCAAAUGGUUCUCAAGAGGAUGAUGUGGAUUUGCAACUUUGGAAAAUUGACGGAAAAAUAAAACGAGAUCGGGACGAUAAAUUUUGUCGUCAUGGUGCAAAUGCUUGCUGUUUACAUUGCUCCCCUCUAGAACCGUUUGAUGAAGCAUACUUGAAAGAACAAAAAAUUAAACACAUGUCUUUUCAUUCAUAUCUGAGAAAACUGACUGCUGGUGUUGAUAGAGGUAAAUUUGUGGCCCUGGAAGACAUAAGCUGCAGAAUCAAGUUAGGUUGUAAAGACCAUCCACCAUGGCCACGUGGCAUUUGCUCCAAGUGUCAACCAAAUGCUGUGACUUUGAACCGACAGGUGUACCGUCAUGUUGACAAUAUAACAUUUGAAAAUCCUCAAAUAGUAGAACGUUUCUUGGAUUAUUGGAGGGUUACAGGUCAUCAGAGAAUUGGUUUCUUAUAUGGUACUUAUGAAAUCCAUGCUGAUGUUCCUCUUGGAAUCCGAGCUACUGUGUCUGCCAUCUAUGAACCUCCACAGGAAAGUUCAAGAGACUCUGUUUCGUUGCUUUUGCCGGAUGAGAAAGAAGAUGUAGUGGAUGAUGUAGCCAGGCAACUUGGAAUGAAGCGCAUUGGAUGGAUUUUCACUGACUUAAUUGCAGAUAACAUGCAAAGAGGAACUGUUCAGCAUGUGAGAAACAUUGAAAGCCAUUUCCUCUCUGCUCAAGAAUGUAUAAUGGCUGGGCAUUUCCAAAAUUUGCACCCUAAUCCUUGCCGAUUCUCACCUGGUGGAUACUUUGGUUCCAAAUUUGCUACCGUCUGUGUCACAGGAGAUUCUACCAACCAAGUCCAUAUGGAAGGAUACCAGGUUUCAAACCAAUGCAUGGCUUUGGUGCGUGAUAGUUGUCUAGUCCCCACGAAGGAUGCCCCUGAGCUUGGAAGUAUUCGUGAAUCAAGUGACAAGCAGUAUGUGCCUGAUGUUUACUACAAGGAGAAAGACAACUAUGGCAAUGAGGUCCCCCGCUUGGCCAGGCCUCUACCUGUUGAGUAUCUACUGGUUGAUGUUCCUGCAUCCACGCCGCUAGUACCUCAGUACAAGUUUAUGGUGGAUCCAAUGGUUACACAAUUCCCUGUUGAAAACAGGAUGGUGCAAGGCCAUUUACAAGAUUUUGCUACUUUAAGCACUUAUAUGCGCCAAUUUUCUGAUGAUCAGUUCCUUUUGGCAAUGUCUGAUUUUCAUGUCCUGCUGUAUAUGGCCACUAUGGACAUGUUACCUUUGAAGGAACACAUGGGUCCGUUACUGGAAGCAGUAAGGACGAAUGACGGUGCCAAGGCCUUGGAAUGGCGCCAUUCGGAACAGUGGGGUACAGUGGAACAGUUGAUCGCCGCCACCGAGGCUCCGAGCGCAUCGGGCGCAGCGCGUGAUGACCAUGGUGUGAGUGGAUCGGGACUCGGCGGGGGAGCCAAGUGGACUUGCCCUCAUUGCACAUUUAUCAAUGCAUCACAUUUGUCAUCUUGUGAAAUGUGCAAUUUACCUAGGUCAUAGCAAGGUCUUUACUUUUAUAAGCUGUACUUUGGAGUACCUUUUUCCCUUGUUUGUUUGUUAUAUUUUGUAUAUAGUUCUAAAUCCAAACCCUGAAAUGAUGUUACAAUAGAGAUUCAAGCUUGGAAGUGUAUUGUGGAUGAAGGCCUAAAUGUCAGAACCAUGCACUCUGUUCUGUGUAUAUUUAUUUGAUUGUUGCUUUAUUCAGUGCUUUAGCAUCCUGGAAAUUCAUUUUCUUACACUCCGACCUCCAAUUUGGAAUGGGUGAAACAGUUGGAUUUUCAAACUGUUUGUGAAUUUUCAUGUAACUUUUAAUGACAUCACUUUCUUAUGUAUCGUUACAGCUGUUGCUUUCUGCCAAUGUUUUCAUGGCUGUUAUAAGGUACAGUUGUUAGGGAUUUUCCAAUACUUACACCUCAAACUAAAACCAGGUUGUGCUCCUUCAGAGCAUUUUUACUUCAUCCUAAUCAAGGAAAUUGUUUGUGUAGGUAGCUCUUGUGUCCAUAUUUUAAUUCUUGAGUUCGGCUUUAAUUUUCAUGGUCUUAAGUUGUAUAAAUUAACUGAAUUUGUAUGACUACAUUUUUUAAGUUGAGACAGUAUUGUUUUUGUCUCUAACUUUUGAGUUUUACUGCUUUUUCCAAUUCCUGUUUUCCCUUACUCAGGUAAUGAAAUGAAUUCGUUAUAAGAUGGAUGCAUGAUUAACAACAAAAAUGCCCAUUGGUACUUUUGAAUCAUGUUUGAAUCUGACAUUCAUCUGGUUAUGUAGAAAUAACAGGACUAUGUAUUUUUCUUCUUUUUUUUUUUUUGGAAAAAAAAAAGUCAUAGCUGUGAUCAAUGACUGGUGUUAUUUUUCCCAGUCAUUUGCCCAUGUAAAUGAUAAUGUUAGUUAAUGAAAAAAAUGAGACUUUGGGAAUUAGGAAAGAUUUAAUCAUAAUUAUGAUAUGCUAUAGUUGUCUGAUAAAAUCUCUGGAGAGCCAUAUAUCCUACUUUUGACAAUGGCUGCCUGAAAACUCUAAGUAAUGCAGAGCUGACACCAGGUGUCAGCAUUAGUAAAUCUUUUUCUUCCCCUCAGGAAACUAUGAGGUUAUCUUGGACAUUAACCCAGAGAAAGGCCAAAAUGCAGAUCAUCCAAAUAUUAAUUAACAAUUCCCAAGUUUAUUUUGAACCUUUCCUUGAUUCAAAGCUGGCACCUAAGGUUGUCUUUCUGCUUCUAAAAUGGAACAAUCUUAUUUCAAAGCUUGGGCUGGAAUGUUCAAGCAGACUACAUGUAAUUUCUAAAAUUACAAAUGUGUAGCUGGUGGUGUGUGUUGGUGUUGCCCUGGGACUAUAUUCCAAAGAAUAUGGAAUUUGUGUACAGUCGUGCUGUAAGAAGAAAAAUCCUGCAAGGAAGCACUCUUUGUACAGUUUCAUAAAUAAAGACAAAAAUUCUUCCA